Molecule: messenger RNA, 1922 nt
Organism: Entelurus aequoreus (snake pipefish)
Lineage: Eukaryota; Metazoa; Chordata; Actinopteri; Syngnathiformes; Syngnathidae
Gene: gsx1
Product: GS homeobox 1
Exons: 2
Coding region: 781-1518 (245 amino acids)
Biological process (GO): regulation of DNA-templated transcription
Cellular component (GO): nucleus
Molecular function (GO): sequence-specific double-stranded DNA binding; DNA-binding transcription factor activity, RNA polymerase II-specific
Source: RefSeq, a predicted model, not a curated record
UCGCCUUUGUUGCGUCUAUCCGCCGCUGUCACACACUUUAAUUCGACUCUCUUUCUCCCUCAUUGAAAACCCUCCACAAUGACAUUCAAUAAGGGCCGCCGAGUGAAAACCUGGUUAUUUUUACAUAUUCUUCCAAACCAACACCCCCCCUUCACGCAGACCCCCCCCGACUCGGCAGGGGCCCGAGCAAAGGAAUUAAUCACUGCUCUUUAACAGCAACUGCCUUCAGGCAAUGACUUGUCCCUUUUUUGUGUGCCCAGAAAUGACACAUUAACCCUAAAUUGGUUUGCAUACACUUAACAUUCAGCUGUUGCAUGUGUGUGUACACACGCACGCACGCACGGAAAAGUGCAACUUAUUGUGCAUGAUAUUGUAUAUGCUCAUAUAACGUCGCCUGCCUUUCUUUUUCUUUCUUUUUUGUGGAAUAAAGGGCAAUUUAAGCAGUGUUUUAUGAUGAAAUAAGAGCGGUGAUAAAAGGCAGAAUGGGGCAGUGCCGCCUCUCGCGGCGUGGGUGGGGCUGACAAGAAUAGACUACAUUAUGCAGUUCAUUUAGUUAACAAGUGAAAUAAUGGGGAAGCGUGCAGUGGGAAUGCCGAAAGAAAAGCACAAAACCCUAUUGAGGGCUCUUGGCCGCUUGCAGCGUAACCGUCACAUGGCCGCAGUGGCUCCGCCGCGCCUAUUUAAGGAGGCUCCGGCGCGCCUUCAGCACCACUUCGCUGUCCACCCACCCACGGGAGAGCACGCACGAACGCGCCCGCACGACGCAGCACAACCGCAACCAUGCCGAGGUCUUUUCUGGUGGAUUCGUUGAUUUUAAGGGAAGCCAACGACAAGGGGAGCGAGAACAGCCCGCCGCUGUUCCCUUACGCCGUGCACUCGGCCGGCCACCACCCGCACGGCCUGCCGGGUUCCUGCCACUCCAGGAAGGCCGGGCUGCUGUGCUUCUGCCCGCUGUGCAUGGCCGCCUCCCAGCUGCACCCUUCUCCACCCGCACUGCCGCUCCUCAAGGCCUCCUUCCCGGCCUUCUCCUCGCAGUACUGCCACACGGCCCUCUCCAGGCAACACUCCGCAUCCAACAGCAUCAACCUCGGCCACGGCGCCGCCAUGUACCAGGCCGCCUACACCGUCCCGGACCCACGCCAGUACCACUGCAUCUCCAUCGAAAGCAGCAACAGCAAACUUCACAGCAGCAAGCGCAUGCGCACAGCCUUCACCAGCACGCAACUUUUGGAGCUGGAGCGGGAGUUCACGUCCAACAUGUACCUGUCCAGGCUCCGGCGCAUCGAGAUCGCCACCUACCUCAACCUGUCCGAGAAGCAGGUCAAGAUCUGGUUCCAGAACCGCAGGGUGAAGCACAAAAAGGAGGGCAAGAGCGGGCCCGGCGGCCCAAGGACCGCCGCGCACGGCUGCAAGUGCUCGUCCGCCGCCAGGUGCUCGGAGGAAGAGGAGGACGACAUGCCCGUGUCCCCUUCGUCGUCCUCCGAGAAGGAUGACGUGGACUUGUCCGUCUCACCUUAAAUCUGAGGAUUUUCUUUUAUAUAAAAAAAAAAAAAAAAAAAAAAAAAAAAAAAGCCAAAAAAAGACUGCUUCACUUGUGUACAUACAAAGAGAAUAUUUAAUCAGGGAAUUGUCCUGACUUAUUGUAUAGAGCAGUAUACACGUUGUACGUUUGCUAUGUAGUUUUUUUCUGAAAACGGUCAAUUUGUUCUAUUUGUGCAUUUGAGAUCUUGGGAGAAACAUUCCCCCUCAAAUGUUAUGUGUCACGGCAAAAAGUAUUUAUUUAUUUAAAAAUGUUGAAAUAAAAGCAUAUUUCUCAACCGUACAGGUCUGGUGUGGGUCUUUAUUUGCGCGCCAUGAGUGCGGGUCAACUUGGUCAAAAGCGCACGCAGCAAUUUUGCGCGCGCAAAAAAAAUUCCUGUAGU